This is a messenger RNA of Manis javanica (Malayan pangolin), 738 nucleotides long. The record is from RefSeq and is a predicted model, not a curated record. NCBI's taxonomy places the organism in Eukaryota, Metazoa, Chordata, Mammalia, Pholidota, Manidae.
AUGAAUUAUUUUUUGGCUAUGCUCUCCUUUACUCACCUUGUCGUGUGCUCUAGUACAAUCCCUAAAUCUCUCUGCAUCUUGUGUUUUCAUCUCAAAGAAAUCAAAUUUGAAGAAUGCCUAAUCCAGAUGUUCCUGGUCCAUACCUCCACAGAGAUGGAGUCUGGGGUGCUCAUGCUUAUGGCCCUGAACUGCUACAUGGCCAUAUGUUAUCCUCUGCACUACUCAGCUAUCCUCACCCAACCUGUCAUUGCAAAGGCUGGGCUUGCAACUUUCCUGAGAGCAGUGUUGCUCAUCAUACCCUUGAUUUUCCUUACCAAUCACCUGCCCUACUGCAGAGGAAAUAUAAUUCCCCACACCUACUGUGACCAGCUAUCUGUAGCCAAAUUAUCCUGUGGAAAUAUCAAGGCCAAUGUUAUCUAUGGUCUGACGACUGUCUUCCUGAUCAGGGGCUUUGACAUCCUGUGCAUCACAGUCUCCUACACCAUGAUACUCUGGGCAGUGGUCAACUUAUCCUCAGCAGGCACUCGGCAGAAGGCCUUCAGCACCUGCACUGCCCACGUACUGCCCAUCUGUGCUAUUGUUUUCUCCUACAGUCCUGCCUUAUUUUGUUUCUUUUUAAAUCACUUUGGGAGCCAUACAAUUCCUCCAUCUUGCCACAUCAUCGUGGCCAAUAUCUACCUGCUCUUGCCUCCCAUUAUGAACCCUGUUGUCUUUGGGGUGAAAACGAAGCAGAUAUGA